ACAGUUGGAAACUUAACGUUCUGCUGAACGUGGCCAUUUACGGCGCAUGAACACACAAAACGAACGCAGCCUCGAUCAUAUUCUACCUAUAAUCGUGGCAUGCAGCGAAUUAUCGCAUCGAUGAUAAUAUAGACUGGCUUGCUUCAAGAGUGUACUUUGCGAAAGACUUCACAGUGUUGUGUCAGUGUAAUUUGAAAUUGUUUGAGAUCAUCUCUUCACGAUGAAUAAAAUAAGCAGUAUACCGGGAAACUUCGACCUGGAUGAUCCGAGGUUUCGUAUUAAACCGUAUCAGCAGGUCGUAGCUUCUUGCACUGGUGCUUUUAUCACAUCAGUGUUCGUAACUCCUCUGGACGUAGUAAAAAUACGUCUUCAAACACAGCAGAAAGCGAUGCUUUCAAAUAAAUGUUACCUGUACUGCAAUGGUUUAAUGGAUCACUUGUGUCCUUGUGUCAAUGGUAAAAUGCCCGAAUGGAUGAAAAGGAAUGGAAAAUUUAAUGGAACAAUAGAUGCUUUAAUAAAAAUAAGUAAAACAGAAGGAUUCACAUCAUUAUGGAGUGGGUUAAGUCCUACUCUUGUUCUGGCUGUUCCCGCAACUGUUAUAUAUUUUGUUUCAUAUGAACAAUUAAGACUAUAUCUUAAGGAUACAUAUAAUAAAAAGUUUAAGAAAAAAACAGACAAUACAGAACAACCCUUUUGGAUUCCCAUAUUUGCUGGCAGCACAGCACGGAUCUGGGCUGCAACAAUAGUGAGUCCAGUGGAGCUCGUAAGAACAAAGAUGCAGUCGCAGAAAUUAAGUUAUGCAGAAUUAACACAGGCAUUGAAAAUAGUUGUAAAAUAUAGCGGUGUUUCCGGGUUAUGGAUGGGAUUAAGUUCUACACUUCUUCGUGACGUUCCUUUUAGCGCUAUAUACUGGCUGAAUUAUGAAACUAUCAAGAACAUAUUUUCCAACUCGCAGCAUACCUUUACUUUUAAUUUCGUGGCAGGAGCGAUAGCUGGAUCUGUAGCAGCAUUUUUUACUAUUCCAUUUGAUGUUGUAAAAACGCACAGGCAAAUUGAAAUGGGUGAAAAAGAAAUUUAUUCAGAUAAGCCUAGUCGCAGUAGCAGUACAUGGACCAUAAUACGAAGAAUUUAUCAUCAAAAUGGAAUAAAAGGUCUAUUCACAGGUUUGGCACCGCGCUUGGUGAAAGUAGCUCCUGCCUGUGCAAUCAUGAUUGCGACUUUUGAACAUGGUAAACGUUUCUUCCAAUCGUAUAACGCUAAAAAAUUUCUCGAGUUCGAGAUGGAUCACGACAUACAUUUAUUGCCACAUAAAUCUAAUAGUACAGAAUGACAUGUUUAUUGUAGUGAACUGUACUUAAUAAAGAUUAAUUUGAAGUCUA
Messenger RNA from Dinoponera quadriceps, 1379 nucleotides. RefSeq names its product solute carrier family 25 member 40-like. The record is from RefSeq and is a predicted model, not a curated record. Lineage: Eukaryota; Metazoa; Arthropoda; Insecta; Hymenoptera; Formicidae. The transcript has 8 exons. The coding region runs from base 221 to 1330 and encodes 369 amino acids. Gene Ontology annotation, biological process: mitochondrial transmembrane transport.